GUCCGUUACUUCCCCUCUGCAUGAUUUUCCUCAAAAUAAAUAUUUAUUUUCUUCUUCUCACAUUCGCUUUUUAUCAGUAUUCAAGCAUCAAAACAACUCAGACUUGUUCACAUUCUCUCAACUUCGUAUCUUCAGUCGCGGUGUCGUCUUGUCACUGAUAAAGAGUCAACUUUCUACAAUCCUCUUCAUAUUUGCAAUUUCUUCUGGAAAUACCGUGGAAAUAGUGUGAAAAUGAGUUUGGUCCGCAAUUCCUUCAAGUUCCGUGGCCUCAUGGCUCCAGUCUUCACAGCAUUCAAGAAUGAUCCUGUCCAGAGCGUUAAUUGCGAGCUGAUUGAUCCCUACGCCAAGUGGCUGAAAGAGAGAGGAAUCCAGGCGGUGCUGGUCAACGGAACCACUGGCGAGGGAAUGUCCAUGAGCGUGUCUGAACGCAAGACAACCGCUGAGGAGUGGCAGAAGGCUUGCCGGAAGCACGGAAUGACGCUGAUGCUGCAAAUCGGCGGAGUGCCUUUUGUGGACGUGGCAGAAUUGGCCAAGCAUGCUGAUCAGCUGGGCGUUGACGCUGUCCUUUGUCUCCCGGAGCUGUACUUCAAGCCCAAGACGGAGCCUGAUCUGGUGAAGUACCUGGCCAAAGUGGCCACGCACUGUCCCAAGACUCCGCUCCUCUACUACCACAUUCCAGUCAACACAGGAGUCAAUCUUUCCAUGCCGAAGUUUCUGGGCCUGGCCGAGAAGGAAAUCGACACUUUCGUGGGGAUUAAAUACACUUCUGGCGACUUGGCUUUGGGAUCAGCUUGCCUGGCGGAGAAUCGCUUCAUUUUCCUGGGAGCAGAUUCCAUCCUGUGCGGCGCUCUGGCUCAAGGAUUCGACUCCAGCAUCAUGACGAUCCUCAACGUCUGUCCAGAACUCGCCAUUGAGAUCUACAACGCAGUCAAGAAGGGCGACGUCUUCAAGGCGCGCGAGAAGCAGAAGGAAUUGUCCGCAGUCGUGGACAGAAUCCUUGCAGAAGGAGGCGGAGAAUGGGUUCCGUCGAUGAAGAAGGAGUUCAAUCGCGUCUUCCACACCAAUAUUGGCAACGUGAGAUUUCCUCUUGCUUGAAAAAUCGUCUAUAUAUUGACCGUCACCUGACAUGCAAUAAAGUCUUUACAAAAUA
Phlebotomus argentipes is the source of this 1150-nucleotide messenger RNA. Its product is annotated as N-acetylneuraminate lyase B-like. Gene Ontology annotation, biological process: N-acetylneuraminate catabolic process. Lineage: Eukaryota; Metazoa; Arthropoda; Insecta; Diptera; Psychodidae. The transcript has 3 exons. Gene Ontology annotation, molecular function: N-acetylneuraminate lyase activity; 4-hydroxy-tetrahydrodipicolinate synthase activity. Bases 232 to 1095 code for a protein of 287 amino acids. The record is from RefSeq and is a predicted model, not a curated record.